Messenger RNA from Xenopus laevis (African clawed frog), 4610 nucleotides. RefSeq names its product ring finger protein 123 S homeolog (gene rnf123.S). NCBI's taxonomy places the organism in Eukaryota, Metazoa, Chordata, Amphibia, Anura, Pipidae. The record is from RefSeq and is a predicted model, not a curated record. The transcript has 39 exons. The coding region runs from base 131 to 4051 and encodes 1306 amino acids.
CGUGUUGAUUCUAAAUAAAGUUUGUUGAAGUGAAAUGUUUACUGCGAGCAGGAAGGCAAAAUAGACCGGGAGGAGGAAGAAGGAGAGCUUCGCUGGGAGGGAGGAGCUGGUGUGUGAGCAAGAAGGGAUCAUGGCAUCCAGGGGAUCUGGCACGUCACUGACAAGGAGAAACUACAGUUUGACGUCUGAAUCUGAAAAAAGAAAGGUCACAGGUAUUGUGAAUGAGAAACUACUAAAUCUAUAUCUACAACGGGUAUUUCCUGCCACAGAAGGGACGUCACAUGGUGCUGCAUACAGAAAACCUCUCACUUUUCAAAACCUAGAGGAACACUUGGAAAGACAAGUGUCUGCUGGGGAGACCACAGAAGAUGAUACUGAUCAGGCUGCAAGGGGACGUUUGGGACCUUCCACAGUGGUACUAGAUCAUACCAGUGGUUUUGAAGGAUUGUUGCUGGUGGAUGAUGACCUUUUAGGGGUAAUAGGACACAGUAAUUUUAGUUCCAUACGGGCGACCACCUGCGUGUAUAAAGGAAAGUGGCAUUACGAGGUCCUCAUCUCCUCGCAGGGUCUGAUGCAGAUUGGAUGGUGUACCCUAAGCUGCAGGUUUAACCAAGAGGAAGGUGUUGGGGACACUCCUGACUCUUUUGCUUAUGACGGAAACAGGGUGCGCAAAUGGAAUGUGACUACUACAAAUUAUGGAAAGUCUUGGGCUGCUGGGGACAUUGUCAGCUGUCUCAUAGACCUGGAUGAAGGGACCAUUUCUUUCUGCCUGAAUGGAGUAUCCUUAGGAACAGCUUUUAGCGACAUCUCUCGGGGAUCUGGAAUGGCCUACUUUCCUGCAAUCAGCCUGUCAUUUAAGGAAUCUGUUGCAUUCAACUUUGGAUCUCGUCCCCUUCGUUAUCCUGUAGAAGGGUACCGCCCCCUGCAGGAUCCCCCCACUGCCGACUUGCUGAAAUCCCACAGACUGAUGGGUUAUAUCAAGAAUAUUCUUAGAACUGGAAUAGAUGUUCAGGAAGGAAAGCUAGUGGAUAAGGACCCGAGCACGUGGCAGCUACAAGGGGAACCUACAGUUCUGAUUACAUUGGCUCACAUAUUUAACCAGUUUGCUCCACUCAUGUGCAAAGUGUAUCUUGUGGAGGAUGUGCUAAUGAACUUCCUUUUGGGUAUCCUUGAAGAAGGUGGAUCAGUGGAGGAACAUCCCCUCAUCCAGCACCUCCUAGAUCUUAUGUGGUUGCUUAUGGAGGACUAUGAAAUUCACGAGUGCCUCAAACAGUUUAUGAUGUCACUUCUUCGAGCUUAUCGCUUCUCUCCAAUAGUGCCUGAUUUGGGAUUGCAGAUUCACUACUUGCGUCUAACCAUCGCCAUACUUCGACAUGAAAAGUCUCGCAAGUAUUUGCUAAGCAAUGUUCUAUUUGAUGUCCUUCGUUCUGUUGUGUUCUUCUUUAUUAAGUGCCCCUUGAGAGUGGAGGAGGCUGGGCUGCAAGAGCUUAUCCCAACCACAUGGUGGCCCAACCGAUUUAACAAAGAGGGGAAAGAAAUCCGUGAUCCAACAGAAGAAAGUGGAGAAGAACGACUUAGGAGGAGAGCAUAUGAACGAGGUUGCAUGAGGUUGAAAAAACGUAUUGAAGUGGUGGAAGAACUGCAGGUGCAUAUUUUGAGACUGCUGCUGAACAACAAAGACAAGGGAGGGGGUGAAGCUUCCCGGUACAUUUUUCUGAACAAGUUCAGAAAGUUCUUACAAGAAAAUGCUAGCAACAGAGGGAACCCCACAGUACUUUGUCCUCCUGAGUACAUGGUCUGCUUUCUGCAUCGCUUGAUCUGUGCUGUGAGGUCAUGUUGUGAGGAGUACAAGAUAAAGAACCCAGUAGCCUGCUCCAGUGAUGAAGGCUAUGUCCCCCCACAGCUCUUCUACAAUGGGAAGGUAGACUAUUUUGACCUACAAAGGCUUGGGGGGCUACUCUCACACCUGAGGAAGACACUAAAAGAUGAACUAGCAUCUAAGGCCAAUAUUGUGAUAGAUCCCUCGGAGUUGCAGGCCGCUACAAUGGAUGAUCUAGAAGAGGAAGAUGAAUCUGCCAAUACAACUGCGCAGAGGUCCAGUGCUGCUCUGGCCAUUGGGGGAGCCCUUGCUAGACCGAGCUGGCUCAGCUCCCCAACCCUUGGGAGAGCAAACCGUUUCCUGAGCACAGCUGCUGUGAGCCUGAUGAACCCACGCCGUCCCUUGGGAGCUUUGGAUAAAGUCAAGGUGCGCAGUCUUAGUGUGGAUCAACGCACAGAGGAUGACAUUGAAGGCCAACAUGGAAAUGAUGGGCUUUUACUUGGUAGACCACCAGAGGAAUCCGAUGCUGUAAUCACAGAAAAUUCAUUGCUGGAGAUCCUAGAUGGGGCAGUUAUGAUGUAUAACUUGAGUGUACAUCAGCAGCUUGGAAAGAUGGUUGGAGUUUCAGAUGAUGUGAAUGAGUAUGCUCUGGCUCUAAAGGAUACAGAGGAAAAGAUUAAACACUGUCCAAAGAGGAGAGCAGAUAUCAUGGAUGAGUUGGUGAAGAGCCAGCGUGUAUUCUCUGAGAAGUUAAAUCACCUGAGCAGGCGUCUGGCCUGGAUCAAUGUCACAAUCUAUUCCAAGGAGAAAAUGCAAGACGUAUACUGGCUUCUUCAGGUGUGUCUACGCAGUAUUGAACAUGCUGACCGUACUGGAUCCCUUUUUGCAUUCAUGCCGGAAUUUUACCUGAAUGUGGCAAUGAACAGCUAUAAUGCUCUCAAGAAUUACUUUAGCUCAGUAAGCAGUAUGGAGGAGCUCCCAGGCUACGAAGAAACGCUAACACGUUUGGCCACCAUCCUGGCCAAGCACUUUGCAGAUUCAAGAAUUGUGGGAACUGAUAUUAAGGACUCGCUUAUGCAGGCUCUUGCAAGCUAUGUCUGUUACCCCCACUCUCUGCGUGCGGUGGAGAGGAUCUCAGAAGAGCAGCAGAUUAGUAUGAUGAAGAAUCUGCUGGCUCCAUAUGAACAAAGGCCGUGGGCUCAAACCAACUGGAUCCUCGUGAGGCUAUGGAGGGGCUGUGGCUUUGGUUACAGAUACACACGACUUCCACACUUGCUGAAAACUAAACCUGAGGAUGUCAACCUGCCCAGUUUGCAGAAGCCAUGUCCGUCCACUCUCUUGCAAAACCACAUGGCAGAACUUCUACGAGGAGACCCCGAACUGGCAUCAAGCUUUCUAAACAGUGUUCUGAAUCAGCUAAACUGGGCCUUCUCUGAAUUCAUUGGUAUGAUCCAAGAGAUACAGCAAGCUGCUGAACGGCUGGAGAGGAACUUUGUGGAUAGCCGGCAACUUAAAGUUUGUGCCACCUGCUUUGACUUGUCUGUCAGCCUCCUGCGGGUUUUGGAAAUGACAGUCACCCUUGUACCUGACAUCUUUCUGGACUGGAGUCGAUCCGCAUCUGAGCUGCUUCUAAGGCGUUUGGCUCAGCUUCUGAAUCAGGUGCUAAAUCGUGUGACAGCUGAGAGAAACCUAUUUGACAGAGUGGUUAAUCUUCGGCUUCCAGGACUAGAGAGCGUGGAUCACUAUCCAAUUCUGGUGGCUGUGACUGGUAUCUUAGUUCGACUGCUUGUUGAUAAUAGCUCCCAAGGGAUCCAACGAGCCACAGCUGUCCUAUUGGCAGAUCCAUGUUUUCAGCUUCGCUCCAUUCAGUACCUCUUGGGUCAAACCGAACAGUCCAUCUUGGGGACCGGGCCCCCUUCAGCUGAUAAAAAGCAUUUUUCCUUGCAGGCCUACACGGAUUAUAUCACUGCAGAUGAACUUGGCAAAGUGAACAAGAUGCUGGCCCACCUGAGUGAGGAGUCCAAGCAGGCAGCAGCCGCUACUCAGCCAACAAGUGAGGAGGAUCUGUGUCCCAUCUGCUAUGCGCACCCCAUCUCUGCUGUGUUCAAGCCAUGCGCCCACAAGUCGUGCAAGGCCUGUAUUAACCAGCACCUCAUGAACAACAAAGACUGCUUCUUCUGCAAGGCCACCAUCACUGGAGUAGAUGACUAUGAAAAACCAACUGCCAUCUAACACCUCCCUCUGCAGUACAGCCGGGUGCCCACCUCAUCCCACCAAGAUGCUGACUCCCCCUUACGAUGGGUUUAAAGGGGAACUAUUGUGCAAAAUAUUUGAUUGUGUUGUCCCAGAGAUCUGGUUCAGCAGCCUCAUUUAUUUUGGAGCAUUGGUUCCAUUUUAAAUAUGUUUACAGCUUUAUUUUUAAAUGCUAUGUACGUGUGCUGAUUUUACACUCCCUGUUGGACUGUGCAGGUGACUCUGCUGGCUGACUGUCAGUUAUGCUGACGGCAAGGGGUGGGUGGUGGCUGUGUUAUCUGUAUUUGCACUGAUGCUGAUGCGCUGUUAUAAAAAGUAGCCACAACUACAGACAAAAAAACUCACCAGCAAUUGUACAAGUUAUGCUUGUUCACCUCCAAGGUUUGUGUGUCAGUACUAGAGAGAGCUGCACUUGAUCCACAUUGUGACACAGUCUGUCCUAUCACUGGAUUGGACUUUAUUCAGAUGCAUUUUUAUGUGUCUCCCAUUGGUUCUACACACUGACACAGAACCGAGUAUUAAAUUAUUUAUCCUGCCA